AUUUCUUAUACACAGUCGUCAUUUAUUUCGUGUUGAAGAUCUUUUUUGUUAUUUAUUAUAUUCGAAUAAUAUGUGAGGAAUAAGUAUAUAUGUUCUUAACAUAAAAAAAUAAAAAUAUAGUCAAUAAAGUAUUUUUUUUUAAUCACUAUCUUCGUAUCGUAUUAACAUUGAAUACGUGGAUAUAAACAAACUAAAUAUUACACUAAAUUAAAAUCAUGUUAAAUAUAUAAAUUUUAAACCUAGUAGAGACCAAUAAAAUCAAUCGAUUGUAGUAGGUUAAAAAACCGAGCCUUUAAGCUGGCAUCCGGUCAUUUAUCUCGCAAUGUGGAUUAAAAGUAAUAUCUAAUCAUGGAAACUUAGUGCUAAUAUCAAACAUAUGAUAUUGUGUAUUUUUAUCUUUAUUUUUUUCACUGAAUAGGAUAAUAUUAUAUAUAUGAAUAAAUAAAUAAAUAACACAAAUAUGAGUUGCCAGAAAGGAAAUACGAAACGGUCCAGGCCUCAGAAAUAUAAAAAUCAAACUGUUUUUAAGAAUGAUCUGCAUGACAAAUCUCACAAAACUAAAUUUAUUAAUAACAUAGAAGUAGCAAAUGUAUGCGAAAGAUGUAAAAAAAUAAUUGAGUGGAAGAUUAAAUACAAAAAAUAUAAGCCUCUCAAGGCACCAGCUAAAUGCACUAAGUGCGAAGAAAAAACAGUUAGGCACGCUUAUCAUACAAUGUGUCUACCCUGCUCAAAAGAUCAUAAAGUUUGUCCUAAGUGUUGUGAAAAGCGUGAAAUAAUAGAAGCUAAACCAAACAAAGAAGAAAUUAUGAAAUUGGAUGCGGAGACACAGAUGUUCUUGAAACAAUUACCUGAAAGGAAACGAAGAACGAUUAUAAGAUCUAUGAAUCGUAAUUGUAACUCAAAGAACAUUGAUUCUAAAACUACUAAUGAUGAGAACGAAGAUUCAGAAGAAAGCGAUGACGAAGAAGAGAACGAAAAGAAUACAGAAAAAUCAUCUUUAAAUAAAGAUUUAAGAGUUAAGAAAGAUCAUUGUAGUGAUGAUUUUACUGAUAAUUCGGAAGAUGAUUUUAGCGAUAAUUUGGAAGAUGAUUCGGAAGAUGAUGUGAUAAAAAAUUAAAAAAUGAUUUAAAUUAUAAUCUGGCAAAUUAUAAUAAUUUAGAGUAGAUCAUAUGAAUAAUUAUAAUUUGGAAGAGUUAUGUAGAUAUUUUAUAUUUUAAAAAUAUAUUUGUAAAUUAUAAAUUGUAUUAUUCUAUUAUAUUAGAUUAAAUUUCUUCUUUAAUCAUAAUUAUAGUAUUAUAUUAAAU
Messenger RNA from Polistes canadensis, 1304 nucleotides. RefSeq lists its product as uncharacterized. NCBI's taxonomy places the organism in Eukaryota, Metazoa, Arthropoda, Insecta, Hymenoptera, Vespidae. The coding region runs from base 461 to 1117 and encodes 218 amino acids. The transcript has 4 exons. The record is from RefSeq and is a predicted model, not a curated record.